Molecule: messenger RNA, 2391 nt
Organism: Guillardia theta CCMP2712
Lineage: Eukaryota; Cryptophyceae; Pyrenomonadales; Geminigeraceae
Exons: 14
Coding region: 1-2391 (796 amino acids)
Source: RefSeq, a predicted model, not a curated record
AUGUCGUACAAUUCUUACGAGGCAAGUCAUGCCUUGGAGUCAUUGGAAGACUUCAAACGAAAGCUCGCCAACGAGCACACGACUGUCAGUGCGAAGCUUGAUCAAGGCGUAAGGGCACGUCAAGAAUUGCAGGAGCUCAAGUCGAAGCUGAUUGAAGAUUUGGAACAAAGUCGAAAGGCUUUGGCCAAGAAGGUCGAAAAGGUCGAUGCCAAGCUCGGAGCGACGUCGAAGCUCAAGAGGAACAAAGAGGAUCAGCUGGAAUAUCUGCUGGAGAGUCUUGAGGAAGCGCGAGGCAACCUCGAAGCUUGUGUCAAAUCCAAGACGCGACUGGAAGAAUUCAUCAAGAAACUUGAAUUUGAAAGCGAGGAGAUUGAAAAGAAACUUGAAUCGGAAUUGGAAAGAAGCGCACGACUCAAGCAGGACAAGGCAGAUCUUGAAUCGCAGAUGGAGGCCAACAAGAAUUCAUUCAAGGAAGAAGUGCACAGGCUUAAAGGAGCGAUCAAAGCUGAGGAGCAAAUUGCAGCUGGUUUGAAGGAAUUUGGUGUGCUUCUCAACACAGAGCUAGAAUUUCUCAAGCGCAAGUUUGUCAUCGAAACGAAGUUUAAAUCGAAGCAGGAGGCUUACCAAAAGAAAUUGGAGGGGGAGCUCGAAGCGGUAAUCAGCAAAUUGGAAGCAGAGAAAAUUGCCAAGAAAGAAUUGGAAUCACACAAAGAAAAGCUGCAAGUUGUCUUGAAGGAAGCAACUGGGAAGCUUGAGGCUGACCUCGGGAAUGUCAGAGUGCAGAUUGGUGCAGAAAGCAAGGUCAUGGAAAAGCUACAGCAACAUGCUGGGAAGAUGUCCGAACAACUUGAGUUUGUCAAGGGCUCUAUUAUUGCGGCAUCAGACAUUAGAUCGCAUCUUGAUCGAUACCUGGACAACUUGCAGGCGAAGAAAGCUGAUCUGAAGGCAAAUGAAGCUGCGUCGAAGAGGAACAAACAAGAGCUUGAGAUGUUGAAGACUCGCUUGGAGCACGAGUUCAAGGAGGUUACCGAUGUGUUCAAGGGUGAAAUUGAUGAGGUCAAUGGCAAGCUGGCAACUUCUGAGAGAAUGCUGUCACACAUGCAAAAAUACAUGGGAAAAAUCGAUGCUGAGUUGCAGGUUGUUCAUGAGAAGCUUGAAGUAGAAAGCUACGGAAGGCUGGAACUUGAGGAGCUUCAACGCAAGCUGCUGCAGGAGCGGGCUGAGUUGAAGGCACGGAUCGAUGCUGAGCAGAAGAACUCGAACUCACUGCUUCAACACAAGCGAAACUUGGAGGAGGAAAGAGACUCAAAGCUUGCCAGCAUGAAGUCUGAUAUCGAAGGAGUUGAGAACAAGAUCGAGGCGGAAAAAGCUGCGAUGAUUGAAUGGGCCAACAUGGCAAAAGAGGAGGAGGGCGAGGAGGCUGUUCUGAUGAAGAAGAUCGACGCCAAUCAAGAAGCACAUCAGGAGAUGGAGAUGACCGAACGAAGGCUGCGCGACAUCUUGUCCGAGAUCAAUGCUCAAGUCGAAGCAAUGACUUCAACCAUCGAGGAUUUGGAAGCAGACAAGGGAAGGUUGGAAGCUGAAGUCGAAGCCGUUAGGUCCAAGGUGCAGGCUGAGCUGGAUGAAGUUGACUUCCGCCUGGGCGUUCAGUCCAAGUCAAUUGCCGGCCUUGAAGGCUUCAAGCGCAAACUUGAAAGUGACCUCGAGUACGUGGAAGGCAAGCUUGACGCCAUCCGACAUGUUCGCGCUGAGCUGGAGGAGCACAUGAGGAGGUUGACGGAGGUGCUGCAAGGCUUGAACAACAAGACAGAAGCGGAGAGAAGAGCUCUGGACCGUCUCACCGACGACUUCAACCAACUCAAGGCCGACCGUGAAGCACAGAUCCGCCGUGAAGAGCAAGAGCGGGACCAGAUGCAUUCACAGAUUGAGGCAGAAGAAAAGAUGAGGCUGGGAGUCGAAGAGUACAAGCAAAAGCUUGUGACUGAGCUCGACCAGGUGGGGAGACAGCUGGCCUCCGAGCGAAAGAAGCAGCAAGCUCUUGAGGUUUAUCGCGACAAGCUUGAGCACGAGGUGGAGACGUACAAGGCAGACUCGAGUGUGCAUCAUCAGAGCAUUCAGGAAUUGGAGAUGCAAAAGAAGCAGCUCUAUGAAGACAUGGAGGAAAUCAAGAUGCGAUUCGGAGGUGACUUGGAAGAUGUCACUGAGCGCCUGGAGGUUGACCUGAGGACCAGCGCUGGUCUUGAGGGCUACCGCAAGAAUCUCGGCUCUGAGCUUGACGCGAUCAAGAAGAAGAUCUCGUCUGACAUGAAUAUCGGCGACAGAAACUCUGGCGACAGAAACUCUGGAGGCUCGGCAGGCGAUCGGCGGUCGGGAGGAGGAUACUACUACUAG